CGGAAAGUUCGUUGAUCUAACAUUAACUGAUGAUGGAAUUAAUCAAUAUUAACUGGAAUAGCAAUUCUAACUUCCGUGUGUCAUCUCUUCUUCUUCUUCUUCCUCUUCCCGCGUAAAACCCCCCAAUUCCCGUGUUCCUCUUCCAUGACGACGUCGUUUUUGAACGGCGAGAGAGUUGUGGUGCUAUUGUUCAUCUCGUGGAUCCUCUACUCCCUCCCUCUCUCUCUCCUCUUCCAUGGUGUCGCUCUCUCUCUCCUCACCAUCGCCUCCUUCUUCCUCGAGAUCUCCUUCGAGUCUUCCAAUUUUUCCCCUUCCCCUUUCCAAACCAGGCCGGGUGCUUCAUCGGGGAUUCUGCUCGGCGCUGUCACUCUCCCUUCUCUUAUUCUCUCCAAGUUGGUACAGUCAUCACGGGGAUUCUCACUCGCUCAAUUUCAACUCGAAGAGCUUCACUAUCUGACAUUGCAAUACUGGGCCACAUCUGCCAGCGUCGUCGGUGUGCUUUUGUUCCUCGCCUUGUCUCUACGGCGUCGUUCUCAUUGGGGUGUUAGGUUUAGCUUAUGUUUCAUUUUCUUUCAAGCUCUUGUCUGCAUUGCGGCGCUUACCACAAAAUCUCAACUUGGGUUGAACCCGGCACUGAAGCUUUCCUGGCUCUUUUGUCAUGGAUUAGCAUCCGUGAAGUUGAUUCAGUAUUUCCUCAGAACUUUCCCUUCUUGUGCUUCCAUCGGCGAAGCAUUUUUGGUGUCUGCUGGUAUUGUUCUCUAUUUUGGUGACAUGUUGUUUCUUACUGUUAAAAAGCUACGUGGACUAUUGGUGUCAUCAGAUUUGGUUGCUGCAGAAUAUGAAAUAAGUCGAAGUGAAAUAAACAUUAUAAUUCAGGGGAUUGUGCUUGGUCUUCUGCUAUUUCCAAUAGCUUUGAAAUAUAUUCUCCAAAUAUGGGAGUGGUCUAUAAAUACAGCUUCUGCUGAAGCAAGAAGAUACUAUGAGAUUGGGAGAUCUCUUAUGUUUAUUGCUUCCCUUGGAUUUGUCCUGAUCGUGGUUGUACCAUCAUGGAUGCAGUUUGUGAGGGACUUUGACACGCAUCCUUUUUUCUGGGUGCUAUCCUUUGUUUUCUCAGAGCCAUCCAAAAGACUGUCAUUAUGUAUCUAUUGGGUGUGUAUAAUUUGUGUUUCUGUUUUGCGAUUCUAUAACAUCUCCAAGAACAGUAAGAUUGAGAGAAUUCUGUUGCGGAAAUACUACCAUCUGGUGGCAGUCUUGAUGUUUUCGCCUGCCCUUAUCUUCCAGCCAAAAUUUCUUGAUCUAGCUUUUGGUGCAGCUUUGGCGGUUUUCUUGACAUUAGAAAUUAUUCGAGUGUGGAGAAUCUGGCCUUUGGGACAGCCAAUUAAUCAAUUUAUGAAUGCAUUCACUGAUCACCGAGACUCUGAUCUUCUUAUUGUCAGCCAUUUCUCACUCCUACUGGGAUGUGCACUUCCUAUUUGGAUGUCUUCUGGGUAUAAUGAUCGGCCUCUUGCACCUUUUGCGGGAAUAUUGAGCCUAGGAAUUGGAGAUACAAUGGCAUCAAUGGUUGGGCACAAGUAUGGUGUUUUGAGGUGGAGUAAAACUGGCAAGAAAACGGUCGAAGGUACUGCAGCUGGUAUAACGUCUGUACUUGCUGCUUGCUCUUUACUCCUUCCACUCUUAGCGUCGACUGGAUACAUUCUCACUCAGCAUUGGUUCUCUCUACUUCUAGCUGUGACUGCAAGUGGUUUGUUGGAGGCCUACACGGCACAGCUUGACAACGCAUUCAUACCACUUUUUUUCUAUAGCCUCCUCUGUUUAUAGGCACUAGGCACAGCUCUCCCUCUUCGAAAAAGAAGUUACCUUGGAUGAGCAGUGACGAGGUUAUGCAAAUAUGUGUCCUGUCUGGGCACACAUUGUUUUUGCAGAGGUCAGAUAACUAUUAACCAAUACACUUGUACAUGACAGUUAGGGUGGGUCUACAUAUUUAGGAUUGUAUCUCUCUACAGGAAUGAUAGGUAUACGAGUGUUCAUUUAAAUGGUUGAAUACCCAACAACACACAUUUUAUGCAGGAGUGACAAUUUUCCAUUUUUUAUUAAACCAUUUGUGAGGCCAUGAGAGAGGGGAGCUGUUAACAUAUAGUGGAAGAAAUUUUUAAUGUCUUUCAUUUUUCACACGUAUAAUACUGUCUUUUUUUGACGGGUCAUGUAUGUCGGCGAAGCCCCACACACAAGAGGCAGAGUAGAAAACUGCUGAAAUUUGAAAAUGUGUCAUAAAUUAGCGCACGUGGUUUUUUAUGUAUUGUCUCUGCCCUCUAUUUGUCACAGGCGUGGUAGCAUUAAUUUUUUUUUUUCUUUUGGCAAGG
Molecule: messenger RNA, 2360 nt
Organism: Gastrolobium bilobum
Lineage: Eukaryota; Viridiplantae; Streptophyta; Magnoliopsida; Fabales; Fabaceae
Product: dolichol kinase EVAN
Exons: 14
Coding region: 145-1818 (557 amino acids)
Biological process (GO): dolichyl monophosphate biosynthetic process
Cellular component (GO): endoplasmic reticulum membrane
Molecular function (GO): dolichol kinase activity
Source: RefSeq, a predicted model, not a curated record